AUGUCGAUCACACAAACCGCACAGUGGACAGUAAUCCCAAACGGAGGCUGGGAAGGCCUCAACUGUACCUCAGCACCCAUAAAUAACAUCGGGCCCAACGAUUGUCUCAUUCAGAUCCAAGCCGUGUCCCUCAACUACCGCGAUGUCGCAAUCCCCAUGGGAGCCUACCCCAUGACGUCCAACUCGGGCAUAAUACCCUGUUCCGACGCCGCAGGGAUCGUGCUCGCCAUCGGGAACUCUACAACCCGAUUCAAAGCCGGCGACCACGUCUGCACAGCCUUCAACCCAGCCCACCAGUCCGGCCUGACAUCCCUCGAAAAGCGCAAGUAUAGUCUCGGGAAUGUGGCCGACGGAACCCUGCGACAGUACGCCGUCUUCCACGAAGCGGGACUGGUAUUAGCGCCGCGGGGUCUAAACAUGGUUGAAGCAUCCACUCUCUCUUGUGCAGGCGUCACGGCCUGGAACUGUCUCUUUGGCUUGAAAGAUCGCGCCCUCGGUCCUGGCGACUGGGUUCUUACACAAGGGACGGGCGGGGUGAGUCUGUUUGCGAUACAGAUUGCGCUUGCGGCUGGUUCCACGGUCGUCGCGACGACGUCUUCGGAAGAGAAGGCUGGGAAGUUGAGAGCUAUGGGCGUGCAACAUGUUAUUAACUAUGUUCAGGACAGGGACUGGGGCGAGACUGCUAAGAGAUUGUCGCCUGGUGGGGAGGGAGUUCAUCAUGUUAUUGAAGUUGGUGGGGAGGGCACGAUGCCGCAGUCGCUUAGGGCGGUUCGAAUGGAGGGCGUCAUCUCCCUGGUAGGAUUUUUGAGUGGAGCGGGAACUGAACGGAAAUGUGGGUUUUUGGAUUGUUUGCAGACGAUGGCUAUUGUGAGGGGAAUCACAGUUGGGCCGGUGGACCAGUUUGAGGCAUUGAAUGCUUUCAUUGCUGAGCAUGGUAUUAAACCGGUGGUUGACCAGAAGAUGUUUUCAUUCGACGAGGCGAAGGAUGCUUUUCAGUAUUUGUGGGAAAAGAAGAAUUAUGGAAAGGUUGUUAUUUGUACUUGA
Molecule: messenger RNA, 1044 nt
Organism: Penicillium verhagenii
Lineage: Eukaryota; Fungi; Ascomycota; Eurotiomycetes; Eurotiales; Aspergillaceae
Product: zinc-dependent alcohol dehydrogenase family protein
Exons: 1
Coding region: 1-1044 (347 amino acids)
Molecular function (GO): oxidoreductase activity
Source: RefSeq, a predicted model, not a curated record